This is a messenger RNA of Closterium sp. NIES-65, 912 nucleotides long. The record is from the annotation of a GenBank genome assembly. NCBI's taxonomy places the organism in Eukaryota, Viridiplantae, Streptophyta, Zygnematophyceae, Desmidiales, Closteriaceae.
AUGCCACGCCGCUGUCACGCCGAUUGCCAUGCCGCUGACACGCCAACGACAACGACGGCGCUGCUCAUGGCGCUCUGGGGAACAUUGAGACAUCCAGGCCACCCUCUCCCCUCCCCUUUCUGCCAGGUGCCUUCCCAUGCCCUGCAUGGUGCCUUCUCAUGCCCUGCCCGUUUCUCCUGUCGCCAAGAUGAAGAUACUUUGCACAGGGAGCAGAUGCGUUGCCAGCUGCUUGUGUGGCCGUCCCUGUUCAAUCCAUGCGCGGACAUGAGAGAGAACAAGGGAGAGAAACAGAAGCAGGAGGAGGGAGCGCAGCGCCAUGCCAUGCCGCAUGGCCCACCAAACCAGCCCCAGUCAUUUGACCAAUCCCCUACUCUCUCCCCUCUGUUUUUGAGUCAUUUGACCAAUCCCUCAUCUCUCCUAUUCGUUUUGAGUCAUUUAACCAAUUCCCUCCUCUCUCCUCUUGUUUUCGAGGUCAUUUUCACCAAUCCCCUCCUCUCUCUCCCUCUUUGUUUUGAGUCAUUUGACCAAUCCCUCUCCUCUCUCCCCUCAGUUUUUGAUGUCAUUUCACCAAUUCCCUCCUCUCUUCUCUCUGUUUUGAGUCAUUUGACAAUCCCUCCUCUCUCCUAUUUGUUUGGAGUCAUUUGUCCCAAUCCCCUCCUCUCUCCUAUUUGUUUUGAGUCAUUUUACCAAUCCCCUCCUCUCUCUCUGUUUUUGAGUCAUUUCACCUAUCCCCUCCUCUCUCCUCUUUGUUUCGACUCAUUUGACCAAUUCCCCCUCCUCUCUCCCCUCAGUUUUGAGUCUUUUCACAAUCCCCUCCUCCUCUUUGUUUUGAGUCAUUUGACCAAUCCCCUCGUCUCUCCCCUCUGUUUUGAAUCAUUUGACCAAUCCCCUCGUCUCUCCCCUCUGUUCUGA